Oryzias latipes (Japanese medaka) is the source of this 4837-nucleotide messenger RNA. RefSeq lists its product as uncharacterized. Lineage: Eukaryota; Metazoa; Chordata; Actinopteri; Beloniformes; Adrianichthyidae. Gene Ontology annotation, molecular function: calcium ion binding. The record is from RefSeq and is a predicted model, not a curated record.
GUACAGCACAUUUUCUGGUCGUUUCUUAGUAACCAGAAGUGAGGCGUCUGGAUUUAAGCACUGCUGAGCCCCCGCCAGGCUGAACACAGCGAUCCCAGACUCAUUGGUUUAUGAGAGAAGACGUAACAGAGAGGUCAGAUUAUCCUGACACGCUUCAGUAUUUCACAAGUUGUGCUGGGGUGGCAUUCCAGUUCAUGUAAAUGUUGCUGUCAUUUUCAAGCAGCGCUAAAACAAAUGUGAGCAGCUUAGUCCGUACAUGACAAAGCAACUCCUGUGUUUGGUCUGUCGCCAUGGUAAACCCUCUGCCCUUCUUCUCCACUUGUUAAUGUUACACCAAGGACAUAUUUACGAAGCUUUUCCUGCGCAUUUGAAGGAGAGCACCAAGACACACUCUCAGUAAUGAGCUUUGAUCGCAGAUGCAGAUAGGGGCCUGCUCAGAGCGUGCACGCACGGCCCAGAUUUGAGGAAUUGAUAGAGUCCAUUGUUUCCUGGGAGCUUGCCACUUUUUGCCUUCUAAUGUGAUUAAGGCCAGAGUUCUGCUGCUGUCCAGCCACCCACCACCCGAUCUGUGGUGUCUGACAGCCGUCCUUCUGUCCAGCUGGUCUUCAUUUCUGAUAUUAGUUUAAAGGUUUGGAUUGUUGUUUGUGACAAAUUAACAUGAAGUUAGUUCAAAUUAUGUUUCAAUAGUAGUUAUAGAAACUGAUUUUAUAUUUUUUGUGAAACAGUCCUGUUUGAAAAAGCUGCUUUGACUAAGUUAGUUUAUAAUUAACAGCUGUGGGCUGCACUUUUCUUUCUUUUUCCUUUUUACCUCCCACGGAGAGAAACUCCUCUGCUCCUGUCUGCAAGGUGAACUACAAGCUGCAAGGCUUGUUGUUUAUACUUAGAGAAGUAAAAUGACGGGUCUAUAAAUCUAGAGCAUUUUGAAAAUGUCGCCUGCCGGAAAGAAAGGUACUCUGGAACAUCGUUGGGGGAACAAACCUUCCAGAAAUAUUGGAUUUGUGCGUCCUCUGAGGCCUCCAGUUCAACCCAGGUUCCCUGUUGUCUGUCCGGAGUCUGUGCUCCACAGGCCGCAUAAGGAACCCAUGUACGUGACUUUUGUCAGCAAAGCCGUGCUGUGGGACAGAGAGCUCCACCACACCUCUGUCCGGGAUGGCUCUCUUAGGCGUCCCACUGUGUGUCCACGGUUCCUGUCCCACAUGAAGGUUCCUGCUGGAGAAGACCUUCACACUUUGCGUUUUCUGAACUCCAUCUCCAUGCAGCAGCUUCCAUCCGAGGAGGAGAUGUUUCACCUCGCGUCCACAAAGACCCAAAGUCCUGAAGGGCUCUUCUAUACCAAAGAUGGCAGAGAGCAGAAGGCUACAGGCAGUCCUUUUCUGCCUGAAGGAAGGCGUUCUGCUGCCGGCCUCUGUGUCCAAAUUCCCACUACUCCACCUCCAUCCCGCUUUCGUUCAACUCCUCCCCAAAAAAGUACACCUCCUCCUGACUCUGGCAACUCCGUUCCAACUCCUGUUUCCUCCCACCUUCCUUGCACCUGUUCUCCACGGAGAACGGAUGAAUCGCUGAACGAGAAGGAGGAGGUUCUACAGCCCGCCCCGGUGAAACUGGACUCUGAGCUCAGCUUGGGACCUGCAGGACUGUCACCGUCCUCCCUCUCACAGGGGUCUUUCUCACUGUCAAGCCGUCCACUCUCCAGCUUGUUCAGCUGCAGCACUGACCUCUGCAGCAGCAGACACAGCCGUCUGAGUGGAAACACUGCCGAUUUCACGGAUUCAGAUCCAGAAGACGCCUUUAGCUUCUCUUCAGAUCAGCUGGUGAAGCAAGUUUCUCUGGCCUCUGAUCCUCUAACGGGAUCGAGCCGUCAUCUGUCCUGUCACAGCCUCUCAGCCGCCUCCACUCCUCUCGCUGAGUCUGUUUAUCACCCAGAACCACCCUCCCCGGUCUCAAGGCAGGGGAUCGAUUCUGCUGUGGACGAACCUCAAACGAGCUGCAGGAGCUUUGGAAAAGCAGAUGUCGACCCAGAAACACCUGUAGAAGCUUCCCCUGGAACCUGUGCAACCCCUUCUUCCACCGCUCCCUGCCUUAGUCCAGAGAGGACCACUCCCUAUUCCAGACUAGAGAUGACCUUUUCUCCUUCAGGAUCUCGUCUGGGGUCCCACCGCUGGCCCGUCCUGCCCCCCAUCAGAGGACAUUCAUCAUCGUCCUCCUCAUCCUCAUCUCAUUGCUCUGGGUUGAGCUGCAGCCUGUCCCACAUUUUUGAUGACCUGGAGGCCAUUGCUCCUCCGUCCCCGUCCUGUCUUUCUCUGGAUGAGCCUUCAGACUCCUCUCGGUCUCCUUCACCCAACACAGAACUGUCCCCGGGCCUCGCAGCACUCACAGUGGGUUGUGACUCCGGAGAUUUGGGUUCUCUUUCCCGGGUGCAGCUCCUCCUCCUGGACCGACCAAUACCAGACACUCAUCUGAACCCGUCUGAGUUGGAGGAGGGGUUUUCCCCUUUGCCAGAUUGGUGUGAUCCAAUAGUGCCGUACGAUUACACAGGUGACUGGAGGCCCCUCACAGCUGGCAGCAUCUCUGAAAGGUCCUACUCGGCGGCGCGGGGAGACAUAUCGGAUUGGUCUGCGAGUCCUUUGGGGUCACCAUCCUCAUGGAUCAUAGAACCACCGUUGGACAUGCUCAGAUCUUCUGAUUCUCCUUUGCAGCCUGAAAACGAUGAGGGAAAUCCCGCUGAGGAGGAGCCCAAUUAUCAAGGAAAAGAGGACCGGGAUCUGUUCUCGGGCGGAGAGCAAAGGAGGCCCAAGAGUCCUGAAGGCAGAGCUGGACAGAGAGACCGGCAGAUGGAGGAGAGGGAAACAAAGGCGUGGAGCAUGCUCUCAAAACUGCAGGAAAACACGCCUCAGCAGAGCAGCAGUAGCAGAAGCCGCUCCAACUUUGAGGACUUCGACUUUUUGGCAAAGUACUGCAUUUUCAGCCAGGAGAAGCUGGCUGAGUACAAAAGAGCUUUUGAAGCAGAGGACAGCAGUGGCGACGGUUACAUUUCCUGUCUUCAGGUUCUUCUGGCUCUCAAGACUAUUAUUCCUGAAGAGCAUCUGUCUGAAGAAGAAGAGAUCUACGUGUACAGGAUCUUGGAGAUGGUGGACUUCAAAGUGACAGAUGGACUGGUGGAUCUGCGGCUGUUUGCCGUGAUUGCAAGCCUGGCGCAGAAAAUAGCCUCCAUGGACGAGUUUAUGCGAUCUCUGAUUAGCAACAUGGACUUCCGCUCUCUUGAAGUGAGGCUCUUCAAAGCGAAGCAACUGUUCCUGUUCCUCCUGGAGGAGCAGCAGGUGGACGCGGGGCUUCAGCAGGGUUUCAUCAGUGGCGAGCAGCUGCUGCUGGAGCUGAAGGCUGGGGGGAUCCAUCUUGAGCAGGAGGCGGUCGUCCGGCUGGAGCUGCAGAACAUCCCCCCCCUCGACCUGCUGGACUUCCUGGCCUACCUGCCGCUCUUCAUGCUCAUUCAUAAAUCCGUCAUCUCCAACCCGCUCAACGAGUCCAGCCACUUUUAGGCUUUUAUCUUUCCUUUCAGUCUUUCGAUUUCUUUCAAUUGUCUUAUUUUUAAAGUUAUUAAUGUUGAUAAAUGCUUCACUAUAGACGCAUUGACAACAUCUCACUAACCUGAAAUCUAUGUGAGAAGAUCAAUAAACAUUAGAUUAUAAAGGCUAACAAACCAAACCAGCAAUUAUUGAACCAAAGUUUUCUGUUUUCCAUCUUGUUUUUAUGAAAAAGUUGCUCUCAUUAUUAACUCUUUCAAGGCACCAAUUUCCUUCAGAAUUGGAUUUCUGUGGAUUUGACAGUUAUUCCUGAUAAUGUUCUUGGAAGCAGGUUUCCAUGACGCCUUAACUAUUCACCACAAUAAAGAGGUCUUAUCAGCAGAAAUGCAGCUGCUCAAUGUUUGUGCUUUGUUUACAGCAGCUUAUGUUCAACAACGUCCAGCUCUGCUCAACCCAAAUCAAUAAAAGAAGAGCAGAUUGAAGAAAUCAGAGUACAUCUUGAACAAUAUUUUUACAACAGACAGGAUUUGUAUAAAAUCUUUUUGAUUUUUUUCUCUCACCUUUUCGUACAGCCGGACUCACCUGGUCUGGUCUCUGAAGCUAAACUGGCUCAGACCUGCUUAGUCUUUGAAUGGGAGAUCACCUGGGAUUACCAGGUCCUAUGAGCUGCUAUUACCACACGGAGGCUUUCAUGUGCCAGUCCCAUUGGCUGUAAAUCAGAACUGGACUGAGUGACCCCUCCCCAUGGCGUUCCAAACAGGAAGUACUUGCUGGUUCCAGUAAGCCAAUACCCAAGAACCAUUCUUGCUCUGAUACCUUUUUUAAACAUGUUGUUUUCAUAUUUGUUUCUGUUGUUCAAACUAUUUAAGCUCCAAAGUGACCAAUCAGAUGUCCUAAUUAAAGUGGGUGGAGCCUGCUGGCCCCCACAUGUAGCCUGCUUUCAAGUGGCAGGGAUGUGGACUUCCAACUUCCCAAUUGGCGUGAGUGGUUGCAAUAGGAACAAUGUUUUGGACUGACUUGGACCAUUCCUGGUCCCGGACCAGGACCCGCUGGGGUCUACUCAGACUGAAAAUCUGUUCUGGAUUAUUGGCAGAAAUUAAAUCUGUUUCCCUUUCAGUGAACCUAAGUGUGUCCAGUCUGAAAACACGCUAAAUCACAUCUUUGAAUUGUGUUUCUGUAACGGUUUGUUUCCACAUUUUCCAUUGUUUUUUUUGUGAUGAAACACUUCCUGAUGUCACAAAAGCAACUUUUUCUCAGAGAAGAAACCUGUCAGCUUGGUCUGAGGAAAUCUUUUGAUUUAAAAAAAUUUGACAUAU